This is a messenger RNA of Phacochoerus africanus (Common warthog), 2551 nucleotides long. RefSeq names its product cholinergic receptor nicotinic beta 4 subunit (gene CHRNB4). Gene Ontology annotation, cellular component: postsynaptic membrane; synapse; neuron projection. The transcript has 5 exons. Gene Ontology annotation, biological process: regulation of membrane potential; monoatomic ion transmembrane transport; nervous system process. Gene Ontology annotation, molecular function: transmembrane signaling receptor activity; acetylcholine-gated monoatomic cation-selective channel activity. The record is from RefSeq and is a predicted model, not a curated record. The coding region runs from base 165 to 1754 and encodes 529 amino acids. NCBI's taxonomy places the organism in Eukaryota, Metazoa, Chordata, Mammalia, Artiodactyla, Suidae.
GGCUCAACUGGGCGCUCCGCCGGGUCCUAGUGCCCGCCAUCACCGCGUCUUCAGACUCCCGAGGCCGUGGGCAGCAGCGCUCACUCGCCUGCUUGCGGCUUCCAGUGCCUGGGUGGUCGGCCCGCUGGGUUCGCCUCAGCCGCCUCUUCAGCCCCCCACCCGUCAUGAGAAGUGUGCUUCCCCUGCUGCUUUUCUCCCUAGUUGCCCUUUGCUGGCGCGGGGACUGCCGCACGGCCAAUGCUGAGGAGAAGCUCAUGGAUGACCUUUUGAACAAAACUCGCUACAACAACCUGAUCCGCCCAGCCACCAGCUCCUCCCAGGUCAUCUCUAUCCAGCUGCAGCUCUCCCUGGCCCAGCUCAUCAGUGUGAACGAGCGAGAACAGAUCAUGACCACCAAUGUCUGGCUCAAACAGGUAAGUGCCCCACAGGGUCCCCAGCCCAGGAGGCAUUUUCUCCAGGGCUGCCCCUUGGCGGCGAGGGACCUACAAGUGACAGGGCCUUGCCUGUCUGCUCAGGAGUGGACGGACUACCGCCUGGCCUGGAACAGCUCCCGCUAUGAGGGUGUGAACAUCUUAAGGAUCCCUGCAAAGCGCGUCUGGCUGCCUGACAUCGUGCUUUACAACAACGCUGAUGGGACCUACGAGGUGUCUCUCUACACCAAUGUGUUGGUCCGCUCCAAUGGCAGCAUCCUGUGGCUGCCCCCUGCCAUCUACAAGAGCGCCUGCAAGAUCGAGGUGAAGCACUUCCCCUUCGACCAGCAGAACUGCACCCUCAAGUUCCGCUCCUGGACCUACGACCACACGGAGAUCGACAUGGUCCUCAAGUCACCCAAGGCCAGCAUGGAUGACUUUACCCCCAGUGGUGAAUGGGACAUAGUGGCCCUCCCUGGGCGAAGGACAGUGAACCCGCAGGACCCCAGCUACGUGGAUGUGACUUACGACUUCAUCAUCAAGCGCAAGCCGCUCUUCUACACCAUCAACCUCAUCAUCCCAUGCGUGCUCAUCACCUCGCUGGCCAUCCUCGUCUUCUACCUGCCGUCGGACUGUGGCGAGAAGAUGACGCUGUGCAUUUCCGUGCUGCUGGCGCUCACCGUCUUCCUGCUGCUCAUCUCCAAGAUUGUGCCGCCCACCUCCCUCGAUGUGCCGCUCAUCGGCAAAUACCUCAUGUUCACCAUGGUGCUGGUCACCUUCUCCAUCGUCACCAGCGUCUGCGUGCUCAACGUGCACCACCGCUCGCCCAGCACGCACACCAUGGCACCCUGGGUCAAGCGCUGCUUCCUCCACAAGUUGCCCACCUUCCUCUUCAUGAAGCGCCCUGAUGGCAGCCCCUCCAGGGCCCCCCAGCCCAGCCAGGCUCGCCUGAUCAAGUCCGAGGCAGCCGCCACUGCCUCUGCCCUGGGCCCCGCCAGCUCCUCCAACCUCUACGGGAAUUCCAUGUACUUUGUGAAUCCUGCCUCUGCAGCGCCCAAGUCUCCAGCCGGCUCCGAUGUGGCAGGUAUCCCCAGGGAUUUCCGACUGAGGUCUUCUGGGAGGUUCCAGCAGGACGUGCAGGAGGCUUUAGAGGGCGUCAGCUUCAUCGCUCAGCACAUGAAGAGUGACGAUCAGGACCAGAGUGUCAUUGAGGACUGGAAGUACGUGGCCAUGGUGGUGGACCGGCUGUUCCUGUGGGUGUUCGUGGUUGUGUGUGUGCUCGGCACCGUGGGGCUCUUCCUACCUCCCCUCUUCCAGACCCACACGCCCUCAGAAGGGUCCUAGGCUGCCCAGCUACUGAGGGUGAGAUGACGUGAGUGGCCAGAUGGACAGUAUGCUGCUUCCCUCUGGGUCACGGCUGAUGAGGCCCUAAAGAAAUGAGUCUACCAGCCAUCAGCCCCAUCAAACAGCCAAGGCUGUGGAGGGGGUGGGAGGUGAGGAUGGGGGCCUGGACCAUCUCCUCUGAAGGCCUUGGAGGAACCCCAGGAAAGCCUCCUCAGGGGAGUCUUUGAACAGCUGAACCUGGCCUCUCUGCCUUCCCUGCAGCGGGCACAGGGGAUAAAGAUGAGCGUAACAGUGGCAUCCCAUGUGCCAGGCAUCUUGUCUGCAUCCCGGCCUACCUCUCACUCCAUCUCCCUCCACUCCUCCUUGUCCAUUAGGUUCCCUGGCCUUUUGGGCCUUCCCGUGCUUCAUGGUCUUCCCAGCUUCAAGCCUCUGCAUUUGCUGUAUGUUCUACCCAAGCUUUCCUCCCCUGAUGCCUCCUGAGCUCUAUCCCAGGGCUGCAUCAUUCAGGGCUCUGCUUCGGUCCAUCAUUUGUCCAAUGUCACCUUCCCCAGAGGCCUUCCCCAGGUACUCAUUCCAAAGCCUUCUCCUCCACAGCCACGUGACCCCGCCCCCCUCCUCCAGCAGCCCUCUGUGCCCGAGAAUCUCAUGUGACAGAGUGUUUACUGUCCACAUUUCAGCACUAGAGUGUGAGCUCCAUGAGAGCAGGGACCUGGCCCUUGGUGUUUGCUGCAGUAUCCCCAGGGCCUAGGACAGAGCUUGGCAUAUAGCAGGUGCUCAAUAAAUGUUUGUUGAAUGAA